UAUUUUAUAUUUAUUUAUUUCAUUUUGGUAAAAUAUGAGUAGAAAGUACGUUAUUUUGUUUGUAAAUGGAACCAAUACAAAUGAAGUGGUUUGUGAUUUAUAUGACACUGUAGAAGAGUUAUUAAAAUUUGCUUCAUUCAAAUUUAACAUAAAAGCAAAAAAAUUGUUUAUAGAAGAUGGAACUGAAGUUAAGGAACUUUCGUAUAUUCGAAAUAAAGAUAAGCUAUAUGUCUCGGAAGGAGAUAAUUUUAUACAACCAUCAGUAAUUAAAGCUGAAGCACAAUGUUCAGAGUGGGUUACUUUAAAUGUUGGAGGCAAAUAUUUCACUACUUCUAAAAGAACACUAACAACUAGUGAACCCUCAAGUAUGUUGGCUAGAAUGUUUUCCGAAGAUAAUGAAGGGUAUUUGUUUACUCCAAGCAGUAUUGACAAAAAUGGAGCCUAUUUGAUUGACAGAACUCCUACAUAUUUUGAGCCAAUUUUAAAUUAUUUGAGAUGUGGACAAUUAGUGUAUGACAAAAAUGUAAAUCCUGAAGGAAUCUUAGAAGAAGCUAGGUUUUUUGGGAUAGAAUCUAUCAUUCCAAUGUUAGAGCAAAUUAUUAAUCAAUCAAAAAUAUCAAGAGAUAGUUUGCCUCUAACUAGACGUGAUGUUAUAGAUGCAUUAAUUAAAAGUCCAUAUACAGCAGAAUUGAGAUUUCAAGGAGUUAAUUUAUCUGGUGCCGAUUUAAGUAGAUUAGAUUUAAGAUACAUCAACUUUAAAUACGCAAACUUGCAAGGUUGCAACCUCACUGGUUCAAAUUUGAGUUGGUGUUGUUUGGAAAGGGCAGAUUUAUCACAUGCGGUGUUAGAUAAUGCACAGUUACUAGGUGUAAAGAGUUUAUGUGCAAAUUUGGAAGGAGUUACCAUGAGAAAUUGUAACUUUAAAGAUCCUGCUGGGAGUAGAGCAAUUAUGGAAGGUGUUAAUUUGAAGGGUGCGAUUUUAGAAGGAAGUGAUAUGGGAGGCGUCAAUUUAAGAGUGGCUACCUUAAAAAAUGCUAAUUUAAAAAACUGUGAUUUACGAGCUGCUGUUUUAGCUGGUGCUGAUUUGGAGAACUGUGAUUUGUCUGGAAGUGAUCUUCAUGAAGCAAAUUUACGAGGUGCAAAUCUGAAAGAUGCUGCAUUUGAAUUAAUGUUAACACCUUUACAUAUGUCUCAAACAAUUCGAUAACUAAAAAGCAAAAUAUUUUGUGGUUGUAAAUAAUUGAUCAUUUAAAUAAUAAUUUGAUAAUAUAUGACAUUAACAAAU
Molecule: messenger RNA, 1285 nt
Organism: Anoplophora glabripennis (Asian longhorned beetle)
Lineage: Eukaryota; Metazoa; Arthropoda; Insecta; Coleoptera; Cerambycidae
Product: BTB/POZ domain-containing protein KCTD9
Exons: 4
Coding region: 35-1207 (390 amino acids)
Biological process (GO): protein homooligomerization; intracellular signal transduction
Molecular function (GO): protein binding
Source: RefSeq, a predicted model, not a curated record